Messenger RNA from Thlaspi arvense, 1038 nucleotides. The record is from the annotation of a GenBank genome assembly. Lineage: Eukaryota; Viridiplantae; Streptophyta; Magnoliopsida; Brassicales; Brassicaceae.
AUGAAGACAGGAUCAAUGGUGCAUAAACUCGAGUUUGACUCUCACAAUCAGGAACUACAGAAAUUUUCAGUGAAUGUAGUCAGGUUUUUGCUUUCACACAAAGCUCCGGUUGUGGAGAGUUUUCAUUUCAAAGUUGAAGGUCCUUUAAGGAGUAUUGAUAUCGGAAUAUGGACUGGAAUUCUAUCUGCUCGCCAUUUGCGUGAACUGGAGCUCAAUCUCUCACGUGGAUUCACAUACAGACUUUCGGUUAGCUUGCUUUGCUCUAAUACUCUCGAGACCUUGAAACUCCAAGGUCCCCUUCUUGUAGAUGUUUCUUCUCCAGUUUGCAUGAAGUCCCUUAGAACUCUGCACCUUGUAAAGGUAACGUACAAAGACGACAAAUCUGUGGGUAACCUUUUAUCUAGCUUCCCUAACCUUGAGCAUUUGAUCGUGCAUCGGGGUCGCCAUAAGAGUUUAGUGACCUUCAAUAUUGUGGCACCAUUCUUGAAGACACUAUCGAUUGUUGGUUUAAUUAGUGGAGUAAAAGGUGGAGGCUAUGUGAUUAACGCUCCUUCUUUGAAAUAUUUAGAUAUCAAAAGGUUAUCAUGUUAUCAGUUUUGUUUGAUUGAAAACGCGUCCGAGUUAGUUGGGGCUAAUAUUCGCGGCGUCUAUAAUACUGCCAAUGAGAUGAUUCUGGAAUCACUCAAGUCAGUAAAACGUCUUUCCUUGGGCUUAACACCUUUGCAUCAACAUGCUUUCACUAAAACACCUAUGGAGGUGGGGGAUCAUUGGAAUCAAUCCAAGAAUGUCCCUCAUUGUUUGUUGUCUCAUCUCGAGACUUUUGUAUGGACAAGAUAUGACUGGGAAAGACAAGAAGAGUUACAAGUGGGUAAAUACAUUUUAAUGAACGCAAGAAGGUUGAAGAGGGCAACUUUCUCCACAAGACCCAUUGGAUCCAAUGAGCUCGACAAGUUGGAAGAAAGAUGUAAGAUGCUCAAGGAGUUGGAUUGUCUGUCUAGGGCUUCAGAUUCAUGCCACUUUGUGUUUGAAUCCGAAUAA